Molecule: messenger RNA, 369 nt
Organism: Morchella importuna
Lineage: Eukaryota; Fungi; Ascomycota; Pezizomycetes; Pezizales; Morchellaceae
Exons: 1
Coding region: 1-369 (122 amino acids)
Molecular function (GO): protein binding
Source: RefSeq, a predicted model, not a curated record
AUGGAAAAGCUCCUCCUCCACGCCGCCCGCCGCGGCAAAAAGCACCACCACACACUCCUCACCCUGCUGCUCAAAUCCGGCGCCAACCCCAACGCCGCCGACGCGCGCGGUGCUACCGCGCUGCAUAAAGCGAGCCACGCGGGGCACCACGCCAUCGUUGUUCUGCUGCUCGCGCACGGCGCAAUCGCUUCGCUCACGGUUCACAAGACGCAGCAGACGCCGCUGCACCUUGCUGUUGCGGGGCGGCUGGAGCCAGCGCUGCUGGGGGUUGGGGUUGGGAGUGGGGAGCUGGGGGAGCUGGGGGCGGAGAUGGAGGGGGUGAUGACGGCGCUGCUGAUGGGGGUGGGGAUGUGGAUGCGAGGGAUGUGA